AAAAAAAAAAAAAAAAAAGAUAAUAGCGAGCUAACAUCAAGUGACAACACGACUACACGUCAAAAAUGGCAGAUUCAGCUCCUACUAAGACAGAAAUUGAAGAAAUAUUCAAACGUCUUCGUGCUAUUUCGACCAACAAAACCUGCUUUGAUUGCAAUGCAAAAAAUCCAGCAUGGUGCAGUGUUACGUAUGGGGUUUUUUUAUGCAUCGAUUGCUCGGCGAUACACCGAAGUCUUGGUGUUCAUUUGACGUUUGUCAGAUCCUCACAAUUGGACACUAAUUGGACAUGGCAGCAAUUAAGAAAUAUGCAAUUAGGUGGUAACGCACAUGCUAGGGCAUUUUUUACGCAACAUAAUUGUACGAGUACAGAUGCUCAACAGAAAUAUAAAUCACGUACCGCAAUGCAGUAUCGUGAGAAACUUGCUCAAGCUUCUAAUCAGGCGAUGAAACGUUAUGGAACUAAGUUGCACUUAGACGACACGGAGACGUCAAAUAAACGUGAGGAGAAAGAAGAAAUAGAUUUUUUUACAGAGCAUGAGUCUUUCGAAGAGUUGAAUAAAAAAUCGACAGUUCCAAGUGUUGAAUUAACUUCCAGUGAGCCGGCUCUUCAAUCAGAUAAUUGCAAGCUCACGAAUAAGGAUCAAGAUGUUGAUUUAUUAAUAAAUUCAAUGGGACCAACUAUAAAAUUAUCUGAGAGCGUAAUUAGUACUGGUAGUAAUUACAAGUCGACUAUUGGCGGUCGUAAAGUUCAACAGAAACGUCCUGGUAUGGGGAAGAAAACUGGAAUGGGAGCUCAGAGAGUGACGACAAAUUUCGAUGAACUAGAAAAAUCGGUCGCUGAGUCUCAGUCACCAGCAUCCGUGCCGACUAACGUUGAUAAGGAAGAUAAGGAGGAUCAGAUAGAAGCAAACAGUCGGCUUGCGUAUAAGAUGGAACAGAAUCUGACAGAGCAGGCUAAGCUAGUUAGUGAACGCACGAAAAAAAUGGACCCGAAAAAAGCUUCCCAGGCUGAAAGAUUGGGAAUGGGAAUAGGCUCUCGCAGUGGAGCAAGUCAUUCUGCCUUCAGCGACAUGAAAGUAAUAACCCAAGAGUCAACGAACUCACGUAAAACUGAGUCCAAGUACACGAUGCGUGAGGAUCCAGAAUUAGAGUCGCCUUCACGGCCCGCCAAUGAUUUAGACGACUUUUUUUCUCUGAUAAGCACACCUUAUUCGUCGUCUAAGUCAUCUUACAAGUCGACGGCCUCCAACGAAGAGGUUGUGGUUAUCAGCGAACCGGAAUUGCCGAAACGUUCAACCCCGCGGUCAACUUUUGGAUCCACGAAUUCAAAACCGGAUGUUAAACAUUUGUCUUCUGGCGACGGGGAAGCUCAGAGAAAAUUCGGUGAAGCUAAAGCCAUUAGCUCUGAUCAGUAUUUCAGGGAUAGUAAUAACGAUGACUCGUGGGAGCGUAAGACAACUCUGCGCAGAUUCGAAGGAUCGUCAUCAAUAUCGUCAUCAGAUUUCUUCGGCAACAACCAGAGCUCUCCCACAGGAUCAUCGUACUCUUCAGGAUCAUUAUCUAUGAGCAGCAUCGCCGCGCGCACAGGAUCGGUCGACCUCGAGGACGUUCGCGAGUCCGUACGCCAGGGAGUGAACAAAGUCGCGGGUAAAAUAAGUUCCCUUGCAAAUGCGGCCGUUAAUUCACUGCAAGAUCGUUAUUUUUAACGAUUUAUUAAUAAUUAAUAUUUUCAUUAAUAAAUAAACUAAUUAAUUAAUUAAUUAAAUAAAUUGAAAAAAUUGUUAGUUAAUCGUAAAUACAGUAAAGGUUGUUUGUUAAAUUGCCUUUGAUGAUUGUUUAUAAGAUUUUAUGUUUAUUAUUAAUAAAGUUAUCGCUAUUAA
Molecule: messenger RNA, 1880 nt
Organism: Microplitis demolitor
Lineage: Eukaryota; Metazoa; Arthropoda; Insecta; Hymenoptera; Braconidae
Gene: ArfGAP3
Product: ADP-ribosylation factor GTPase-activating protein 2
Exons: 7
Coding region: 66-1706 (546 amino acids)
Biological process (GO): COPI coating of Golgi vesicle
Molecular function (GO): GTPase activator activity
Source: RefSeq, a predicted model, not a curated record